GAGCUCUCUUCAAGAAAGAUAAUGACGAUAAUGCUGGUGCCGAAACUCUGCUUGUUGAUGGGUCGAGUACGUGUAAGAUUAAACGAAGGAGUAAACUCAUUGAUAUAGGGAAUUUCAUCGGUUAUACAGUGGCAUGUCUCGAUGAAGAAGAUCUUGAUCCAAUUUUUGAUGAUGAAAUCGUCCUGUCAGUGGAAGAAAACAUGGAGGUUAAUUUAGUUAUGGCAACACCCCCACUUGACGAUGAGGAAGAAACAACAACAAAGAGACCAAGAAGGAACAAAAAAGCUAAGGGUAAAAGUAAAGGAAAGGGUAAAACCACAACCGGACCAUCAGGUGAUGACGAAGAUGACGCCGAUGAAGAAGACACAACAAACAAACCAAGAAGGAACAAAAAAGCUAAGGGUAAAGGAAAGGGUAAAACCACAACUGGGCCAUCAGGUGAUGACGCCAAUGAAGAAGACACAACAAACAAACCAAAGAAGAACAAAAACACUAAGGGUAAAGGUAAAGGAAAGGGUAAAGAUAUUAACAAAAGCACCCCAUCAAUUGAGGAAUCAGGGGAGGGCAGUGAAGAAGAUGAUGACGUUGAGGAAGUGGAAUUCGUUAUUCUCAACCCUGAUGGAACACUUGUCAACACAACAAGAAGACGACCAUGUCGUGAACGUCCAAGGUGUGCUUGUAGAAGGUUCGGUCUUUGUGGUACAACAACAACUGCUCCUACUUCCUUCACAACUAGCGAUGGUAACCUUUGUACGUGCGUACCUACUACCGCCACAAUCCCAAUGACAUCUGGAUCGACAGGAUCUUCAUUUAGCACCAGUUCACCCUCAACCAUUUCACCAAUAACUACUGGACCAACAACUACAAGUGGCGGAACAACACCUACGUGCGGUUCCGAUAUUGUCAAUUGUGCUCCAAGAUCUGUAAGAAGCUGGGGUCUCGACAGGCUGGACGACACUGAUGAUAACAUCCUCACAUCACAUGGUCUUGGACAGGGUAUCGAUGCUUACAUUGUAGACACAGGUGUUAACAUCCAGCAUACAGAAUUCUGUGGUCGUGUUGAGCCUGGAAGAAACUUUGUAGAUGGAACUUCUUUCUCAGCAAAUGACGACAAUGGACACGGAACCCACGUGGCUGGCACUGUUGGUGGGAAAACAGUUGGAGUUGCUCGAGAUGUGACGAUCAUUCCUGUUAAAGUUCUGUCUGCCGGUGGUUCUGGAAGUACAUCUGGAAUUGUGAACGGAUUAAACUGGAUCGUCGAGCAGUAUAGGAGCAGGGGAAGGAAGGCAGUCAUCAAUAUGUCUCUGGGAUGUACAUGUAACAGCGUCACCAUGAACAAUGCCCUCGGUGC
Messenger RNA from Owenia fusiformis, 1351 nucleotides. Lineage: Eukaryota; Metazoa; Annelida; Polychaeta; Sabellida; Oweniidae. The record is from the annotation of a GenBank genome assembly.